Molecule: messenger RNA, 705 nt
Organism: Acytostelium subglobosum LB1
Lineage: Eukaryota; Evosea; Eumycetozoa; Acytosteliales; Acytosteliaceae
Exons: 1
Coding region: 1-705 (234 amino acids)
Source: RefSeq, a predicted model, not a curated record
AUGUUUGGCGGAGCUCAAUCACCGGCGAGAUUCACGCGCGUUGCCCUCAGUUACAACAACAACAUUCAAACCUAUAAUGGCGAGAUCUAUGGCAUCGAUGGUGGAUACGCAAUAUCUGCUAACUUCGACGGUGGCAAGUACAUCUAUCUGGUCGGUGGCAGUCUGUACCAAAAGGUGCUUCACCGUGUAGACCGCUUCAACAUCGACACGCUCAAGUUCAACCAUGUUGGUACCUUCCACCAAUCAGGAAUAGGGUUUGUAGGCCAAUGCGAGAACAAGUACGCGUACUACCUCAACAACAAACUCUACCUGGUCAAUCAAUAUGUUGGGACCAGCGCAAUGGAAUACAGACUCCUCUCAUUCGACGUGAAGACGGGAGCCAGAUUGGUUAUCCUCGAGAAGUUCUUGAGGCAUACAUUGACAGGCUGUUGUUUCGAUGGCGUGGAUAACAUCUAUUUCAGGAUGCAUGAGGAAUUCAUACGAGUAUCAUUGUCCAGCAAGUUGGAGACCAAACUGGCACCAUGUCCAAUCAGAAAUGGAAAGUUGGAGUAUGAUUCAUCGUUUGGAAUAUACAGCAUCUAUGAUAAUCAUAACGACUAUCGCUACUCAAUCCAAGAUAACAAGUGGACAUUGAUCCUAGAGAAUAACCGGUUAAAUGAUCGAACUAAUUCAAGAUACUCUGGACAUUGUUUGAUACUUGAUUAA